Molecule: messenger RNA, 762 nt
Organism: Fusarium redolens
Lineage: Eukaryota; Fungi; Ascomycota; Sordariomycetes; Hypocreales; Nectriaceae
Exons: 2
Coding region: 1-762 (253 amino acids)
Source: RefSeq, a predicted model, not a curated record
AUGGACAGUCCUUACGCGUCCAGCACUGACCUGUCUUCGGACUCUGCGCCUGACAAUACUCCUCAGGUUAAUAAUUAUUGGACUCGACAUCGAGCCCAGGAACGUUUAGAGGAGCCUGGCGCAGCCGAAAAUGGGCCCAGUCACGCUCCUGAGGACCUGGAGGACAUCCCUCUUGAUGAUGAGAACUCUGAUCAGGGAGAGCGUGAAGAAGGGUAUGAGAUGCUGGACGGACCGCUCGUUAGAGGGGCAAUGCACCGAGAUCGUUCCAUGAACGAACUCGCCCCUGAGGAGCUCUCUGACGAGGAAGCAUUUCCGGAGGAACUUCGGUUUGACGACGAUGGAAUGGUUGGGUAUUUUAGCGCUGCCAUGUUAAACGAGACUGAAGAGGAAUCUGGUCAGAGCACUUCUAGCCUUAUCCAGAACCCUUCUGGCACAGAUAUCCCGCAAGGAGUUCUUGCUGCUACCGCCCAGAUUGCGCAGAACAACCUCGCUAGGUCAUACGACAACCUUACCGGCGGGCUUAUAUAUACUGCUCAGCGUGCCCACGAUGCCAUGGUGACCACAACCCAAGCUGGAGGCCAUCUGGCUGAAGGGGCUUUGCGUGCUGGGAAUGAUGUCGCAAUUUGGGCUCAAGAGCGAUGGCCUAACAUGCCUCGUAUCAUCAACCGUGGAGUGUUGGGCUCUCUGACUGAGCUUGUGCUGGAGGGUGUUCAGGCUUUGCCACCUUCGGACUCCAUCAUUCGCCCACAAGGACGGCGAUGA